AUGCAUUUCAGAGGCAGUGUUUUCCAAGGUGGGAACAUACCUAGGUGUCCAAAUCAAACUGCUGUCACAGAAUUCAUCCUCCUGGGCUUUGGUAACCUUCAUGGCCUAAGGAUCCCCACUUUUAUGAUAUUUCUUACAGUCUAUAUCAUUACAAUAGUGGGAAAUCUCAUGAUCAUAGUGAUCACAAUGAUUGAUCAUAGCCUUCAUAACCCCAUGUACUUCUUCCUAGGAAACCUCUCCUUCUUGGAAUUAUGGUACACCACCAGUGUGGUCCCAAAGAUGCUAAAAACCUUUUUGACUGGUCAUGAGGCUAUUUCUUUCUCAGUGUGCCUUCUUCAGUUUUAUGUCUUUGGUUCACUGGCAGUUGCUGAAUGUUUCCUCCUAGCAGCUAUGUCUUAUGAUCGUUACAUGGCCAUAUGCCGCCCAUUGCAUUAUGCACGCAGCAUGGACUUCAAGGUGUGCAUUCUGUUUGUGAUAGGGUCAUGGGUUUCUGGGUUUCUGUCUUUGGUUGUCACCAUGCCAAUGGUUUCCAUGUUGCCCUUCUGUGCAUCGAAUGAAAUUGAUCAUUUCUUCUGUGAUUUGGCUCCCAUAGUUAAACUUUCCUGUGGAGACACACAAAAAGUGAGGAUCCCUGCUUUCAUUAUUGCCUCCCUAGUGUCCUUUUCUCCAUUCUUUCUUACUGUCCUGUCAUAUUAUAAAAUUAUAUCCUCAAUUCUGAAGAUCCCAUCAGCUAAAGGCAAACAAAAAGCUUUUGCCACCUGCUCCUCACAUCUGACUGUGGUUACUGUGUUUUACGGAACGUUAAUGGUAGUAUAUGCUGGACCUACAACAACUCAAUGGCCAAACUUAAGGAAAGUUUUCUCAGUGCUUUAUAUAGUAGGGACACCAAUGCUCAAUCCUAUAAUAUACAGCCUGAGGAACAAAGAAGUCCAAAAUGCAUUGAGAAAGCUGUUAAAUAGAAAUGUUAUAUUGGUGAAUAGUAAGUGA
Molecule: messenger RNA, 987 nt
Organism: Eublepharis macularius
Lineage: Eukaryota; Metazoa; Chordata; Lepidosauria; Squamata; Eublepharidae
Product: olfactory receptor 6B1-like
Exons: 2
Coding region: 1-987 (328 amino acids)
Biological process (GO): G protein-coupled receptor signaling pathway
Cellular component (GO): membrane
Molecular function (GO): G protein-coupled receptor activity; olfactory receptor activity
Source: RefSeq, a predicted model, not a curated record